AUGUUCUUGGCACUAGGAGUUGAUCAUGAGGAUUCACAGAAAGGAGCCAACAUGAUGUGUCACUUUAUCCCUGCACUGUACAAAAAGGAUGUUCAAGCACAUCAGAUGCUUGUUCUACAACUUGAGAAUUUGCGGAGCAUUCUGUUUGCAAUCGUGGCGAAGUUCGUGGCGCAGGAUGUUGCGCCCUUUGGCCCUUGUGAGACCCAAGCUUCAAGAUCCAUCCGUUGGAUGGCUGAAGACGCAGAGAUCCAAAGCGUGAUGUGGGUGACGCCUUUUGCUGGCGAAGAUGUCGGAAGCAUAAAUCCCCGAAAGUGCCGAACAUCCCGCAGGAUGGGGAUGGGAAGUACUGCCGCAACGCCCCCAGCAUGCAGCGCAAGAUGGGGUGAUUCAUGA
Symbiodinium natans is the source of this 393-nucleotide messenger RNA. Lineage: Eukaryota; Dinophyceae; Suessiales; Symbiodiniaceae. The record is from the annotation of a GenBank genome assembly.